This is a messenger RNA of Stereum hirsutum FP-91666 SS1, 3033 nucleotides long. RefSeq lists its product as uncharacterized. The record is from RefSeq and is a predicted model, not a curated record. Gene Ontology annotation, molecular function: beta-galactosidase activity. Gene Ontology annotation, biological process: carbohydrate metabolic process. Gene Ontology annotation, cellular component: vacuole. The transcript is spliced from 16 exons. NCBI's taxonomy places the organism in Eukaryota, Fungi, Basidiomycota, Agaricomycetes, Russulales, Stereaceae. Bases 1 to 3033 code for a protein of 1010 amino acids.
AUGAAAGUCACGGUGCUCAGCUGGCUUCUUGGUCUCUUGGCCCUGCUAUUUCCGUUCACUCAGGGCUCUCACAUCGCACGCUCGGCCAGCUUGACGACGCAGGUUCAGUGGGAUAAGUACAGCCUCAUUGUGAACGACAAGCGCAUCGUUCUUUGGAGCGGCGAAGUUCAUACGUGGCGUUUACCGGUACCCGACUUGUGGCCCGACAUUUGCCAGAAGGCGAAAGCUGCGGGGCUCAAUGCGCUGUCAUUUUAUACCCAUUGGGGGCUCGUGAAUCCCUCUGACGGCACCCUUGACUUCGACGGCUAUCGUGCACUUCAACCGUUCUUCGACGCAGCCAAAGAAAGUGGUCUAUAUCUCAUUGCGCGCCCUGGACCUUAUAUCAAUGCCGAGACCACGGCCGGAGGAAUACCGGGAUGGGUCACCAACAUCGAGGGCGAGCUUCGAACCAACGCAUCCGAUUUUGUUGCAGCCUAUACCCCAUACUGGCGAGCUGUUGGCAAGAUGUUUGCUGACAAUCAAGUCAGCAACGGCGGCCCCAUUAUCGCGGUACAAAUAGAGAACGAGUACUAUUUGAACUGGGCGGGUGAUAUCGACCGUACCUAUAUCUCGGACCUCGAGAACCAGAUGCGUGAGGUCGGUGUCGAUGUUCCAUUCACGUUCAAUGAUGCAUCCCCAGAAGGCCGUCUCCUGAAUGGCACAGGCGCAGUGCAACUGUACGGAGCGGACGCCUAUCCGCUCGGUUUCUCCUGCAGCUCUCCGGAUUCGUGGUACACAGUCGACACUCAAUGGACAGCCACUGACUUCUUUGCCACGACGAGUGGUGAGUAUGACGAACCGUACUUCAUUCCAGAGUAUCAGAUGGGGGCUUUUGUUGGCUGGAACCAGACUGGUUCAAGUGGAUGUCGUCAACUCACGGGUGCAAACUUUGAACGUGUCUUCUAUCUCAACUCGCUCGCUAUGAACAUCAAGAUGAUCAACUUCUACAUGUUCUUCGGUGGGACGAACUUCGGCCAAAUGAUGUACCCCAGUGCGAUCACCUCAUACGACUACGCAGCUCCAGUCGAGGAAACUCGAGCAUUGGUUCCGCACAAGUACGGGGAAUUCAAGUCGCUCGGCCUUUGGCUUCGCUAUGCGAUCGACUUUCCACAAACCGUGCCUGUCGGAAACGGCUCAGCAGGCUACGUGGACAACUCUGGCGUAUAUGUGGACGAACUCAGGAAUGUUGUCAACAACGCUGGCUUUUACAUCGGACGCCAAACCAAUAGCUCUUCUUUCGAUACCCAGACCUUCAAGUUAUCGCUAAACACUUCUCUUGGCUCUUUCACUGUCCCAAGCCUAGGAGGAAACAUUACCUUCGCAGGUCGUGAUUCUCGUGUCUUCAUGACCGACUUUCCAUUCGGGUCAAAACAGACGCUGUUGUACAGCACUGCGCCAGUGAUGCUGGGAACGACCAUUGGCUCCCAAGACGUCUUGGUCCUGUACGGCGAACUCGGACAGACGUUCGAGAUCGCGCUCCUUGGAACGCGCGGCCAGAUGAAGCCUCUUUCAGGCGCUGCUAAUGUGAACAUCACCACAGCCACCGAGUCGGACAAGAUCAUCUUGAACUGGAACAGUAUCUCGACAGGGGUCUCGACGUUUAAGGUCACUUUCGCGGAAGGAUCGGUCCUUGUCUUGUUCGCGGAUAUGCUCACGAGCUAUCAGCUUUGGAACCCCACUAUCACCGACUCGAGCGAACCCUUCGGUGCCUACGCGGGCUACGGAAGUACGGAGUCGGUCUUGGUCGGAGGACCGUAUUUCGUUCGAGAUGUGGAAUUGGAAGACAAGGAGUCGAUCAUCGCCUUGCGGGGAGAUCUGAACGACACGGCAUCCCUCUGGGUGCUUGGACCGUCACACGCAAAGGGUGUGUCCUGGAAUGGUGUCUUGACCAAGGCGAAGAAGAACGCGUUUGGAGCGUGGUCCGUCGACCUGCCUGGUCCUCACUCCAUCGGAUCCGUGGUGACACCUCAGCUGGGCGAGUGGCGCUUUAUCGACGCGUUACCGGAAAUCGAGAAGGGUUUCGAUGAUUCGGCUUGGACGAAGGCGGACCACGUCACUACCCUCAACCCGAACAAACCAUACGAUGGCAAAUCCGUGCUCUAUUCCCAAGAUUAUGGCUUCAUGCAGGGUAAUGUCAUCUAUCGCGGGCAUUUCAAGGCUACUGGAAAGGAAGAUGAGGUCAACAUAUCGCUUUCGACGGGCCCUUCAGGUGCUGGGAGUGUAUGGUUGAACGAAGCGUUCCUCGGUAGCGCCUAUGUCGAAUCAACUGCUGGGAUUGAGGACGUCAAUGCGACCUUCGCCAUCCCUCAAGAUGCGCUGAAAGUCGGGAAAGACAACGUAUUGACGAUCCUGGCGGACCACAUGGGCUUCGAUCAGACAGACCAGACAAUCGUCAACGGCGGUACCCCCAACGAUAUCAAGUUCCCGAGAGGUAUUCGCGGCUACUCUUUCUCAACCGACCUCGAGUGGAAGAUCCAAGGGAACUACGGCGGCAACACGCACUUCCCCGAUAGAGUGCGAGGAAUUCUCAACGAAGGAGGACUCUGUGCUGAGCGGGCUGGAUACCAUCUUCCUGGAUUCGACGACUCGAAGUGGGUGAAGCGUUCGCCUUCGGAAGGAUUGACGAAGCCGGGUGUGGGCUUCUUCCGUACCGAGUUUGAGCUGCACGUCCCGAAAGGCCUGGAGGCUCCUCUGAGUUUCGUGUACCCAGACACCACUGGCAACUAUCGUUCUCAGCUUUAUGUCAAUGGCUGGAUGUUCGGCAAGCGAGUGGGUGCUUUAGGCCCGCAAUUGGUCUUCCCAGUCCCACCUGGAAUCAUCAACACCAACGGUCACAACACUGUCGCUCUCUCGCUCUGGGCACUGGACAACACGACGGACGCGAAAGUCAUAGACGGUUUCUCGGUCGAACUCCUAGACGGAACAUGGACGACGAGUCGGGAUGCUAUCGUUUCCAACAAUCCCGGAUGGACAACCCGGAAGGCUUCUUGUUGA